AUGGCUCUGGGAGGACCUGGCAGCGUUGGAUUUAAAGUGGGACAGGACGAAUUCAACUCUCUUGCGCCCUGUCAAAUACUCUACGGCCCCGCUCCGCCCUCAGCGCUGUUUAGGCCCCGCCCCCAGCGCUGCUCAGGCCCCGCCCCUGGUCCCGCCCCUGGCCCCGCCCCGGCCACUCGCGGCUCCGCCCUCCCCGGGCUGGCCAAUCGCGACCUCUUCUUUCCUAGGCUGGCCAAUCGUCGCCCCGCCCUCACCGGGCUGGCCAAUCGCGGCCCCUCCCUCCCGGGACUGGCCAAUCGCAGCCCGGCUCGGUCGCUAUGGCGACGGAGGACGCGGCCCGGCCCGGCCAUGGCUUCCUACCGCCUCGGGGUCCGCAUCGGGAACUGGCUGGAGGAAGAGAUCGCGCAGCAGGACCUGCUGAGGGAUUUUAUCCGUAAGAGAGAGAAAGGACAACUUUUUGUACAGAGAUUAGCCAGACUUAAAGAGAAUAUUUUCAAGAAGGUAGAGCUGUCUGUAUCCACUGAUGGAUUUGUUCACUUUGGAGACACCGUGUUGCUUGUGAACCCAGACUGCACAUCCCCGGAGGAGAGGGACCCCGAGCUGCGUGGCGAUGUCACUCUGGCUGUUGACAUGGAAGAAGUGUCCCUGUACUCAGAUGAGCCCCUGCAGAUCUCACGUGGACUCAGUGCAGUCAAGAGGGUGGACCCCAUAGGUCGAAAUGCUUUCUGUAUUGUAAGUGUUGAUGGAAGUGCAGUGGGUGAACCACUUCGAUACGGGCAGAACUUUCUUCUGGGGACAAAAGGAGGGGUUUCUGACAAACUGUUUUAUCUGGCAAGUGACCACAAAACAUUUAGGGAUUUUGCUAAAAAAUCUCGCCUUCAGAAAGUAUUUCUGACAGGUGAGAUUUCCUAUUUGACUUUCUGGCAAGCAAAGUCCUUGGAUCCACAACUGCGUCUUGAACAUGAAGGAUGUCCAGUUCCUGCAGAAACUAAAAUUAUUAUUACUCAUUGCUACACCAAUCGCAACUUAGCUGUUCCAAGGACCUUCUGUGUGUGGUCUUGUUUUGGAAGAGAAUUUGAAGUAAUUUGUCACAAUUAUCUUGAUGCCCGCAGAGUUGAAGAAGAUAAGAAUUACUGGGAGAUAAUUACAGGAAAUCCUGGUCCUGAAGAUGGUACAAGGCCUGAAAGACCCAAAGCUCUCCCAGAAGGGUAUGAGAAUAAAUUAGCUUCAUGAAAAGACAGAGGAUAUAAAAGCCCAAGACCACAGCCAGGAGAGGUUGAUGAGACUGAUUAUUGUUUCUUUCUGUUUAUAUUUUAGUUUUAGAGAUGUUUAUUUUAAAAAUGGAAAUUAAAGUCUGCCAUUAGUAAUAUUGCAUAA
Messenger RNA from Agelaius phoeniceus (red-winged blackbird), 1377 nucleotides. It is a transcript of the gene CFAP161, whose product is annotated as cilia and flagella associated protein 161. NCBI's taxonomy places the organism in Eukaryota, Metazoa, Chordata, Aves, Passeriformes, Icteridae. Gene Ontology annotation, cellular component: motile cilium. The record is from RefSeq and is a predicted model, not a curated record. Gene Ontology annotation, biological process: cilium assembly.